This is a messenger RNA of Vanderwaltozyma polyspora DSM 70294, 3639 nucleotides long. RefSeq names its product OSBP family protein. Bases 1 to 3639 code for a protein of 1212 amino acids. Lineage: Eukaryota; Fungi; Ascomycota; Saccharomycetes; Saccharomycetales; Saccharomycetaceae. Gene Ontology annotation, molecular function: protein binding; sterol binding. The record is from RefSeq and is a predicted model, not a curated record. Gene Ontology annotation, biological process: maintenance of cell polarity; exocytosis; endocytosis. Gene Ontology annotation, cellular component: cytosol; intracellular membrane-bounded organelle; nuclear envelope. The transcript has a single exon.
AUGGUUGCAACUGAUGGGGCUGAUGAUCAGUCUUCUACUAUCAGUGUCAGCAAACCGCUUUUGAAGCUUAAAUUGCUUGAUUCGUUAAGACAAGGUGGAUUUGAUCAACUUAAGGAACUAAUCAAUGGAUCGCAUUUCCAACCUAAAGAUGAUCCAGAUGUGCUAGAUGUAUUAAGUUUGGUGAUUAACUAUGCUGUGCAGGUUGCUCCUAUGGCAUUGAUCAAGGAGAUUGUUGAGAAUUGGGUAAGAAAGUCUUUGCCUAGUGAAAAUGACGACGAUGAGGACAACAUUCGUGAAGGGGACGAUUUAAAAUUAGAUUUGAAUAAGCAGGACUUAAAUGGGAAUACACCAUUGCAUUUAGCUUGUUACCAAUCUCGUGGUGAUGUGGUGUCCUAUUUGAUGGAUCAAGUCACUAUUAAUGAUUGCUUGGCAAAUAAUCAGCGUUUACAACCGAUUGAAGUUUGUAAGAAUUUAAACAUUGCUCAAAUGAUGCAAUACAAGCGUUCUAACUAUGUAGCUGAGAUUGCCCAAGAGUUCAGAAUGGCAUUUAAUAAUAGAGACUUUGGACAUUUGGAAAAUAUUUUGAAUAAUCCAAGAAAUGCUGAAUUAUUGGACAUCAAUGGUACGGACCCUGAAACUGGGGAUACUGUUUUACAUGAAUUUGUGAAGAAGAGAGAUGUCAUAAUGUGUCGUUGGCUUCUGGAACAUGGCGCUGAUCCCUUCAAGAGAGAUUCAAACGGUGUUCUUCCGGUAGAAAUUUUAGGCAAUGUUAAUGAUACCGAUAAGGCUACAAACACCAAACUGGCAAUUGAUAUAGAAUUAAAGAAACUGUUAAAUCAAUCAGCUCAGGAACAAAGUGUUAUAGACGUCACCUCCAGUCUUCAUGAACCCCCUAUGUUUAAGGGUUAUUUAAAAAAAUGGACAAAUUUUGCCCAAGGGUAUAGACUACGUUGGUUUAUUUUAGGAGGAGACGGUAAAUUAUCGUAUUACAAAGAUCAAGCUGAUACAAAAAAUGCAUGCCGUGGGGCUCUUAAUAUGUCUUCCUGUUCGUUACAUUUGGAUUCUUCUGAAGAAUUGAAAUUUGAAAUUAUUGGGGGUGCCAAUAACGAGGUUCGCUGGCAUUUGAAAGGUAAUCAUCCUAUUGAAACAAAUAAAUGGGUUUGGGCUAUUCAAGGUGCGAUAAGGUUCGCUAAAGAUAAAGAAUUGUUGUUGAAAAAUGGAAAUUUUGUUCCACCAUCUUUGACUUCACCCGUAAAUCCAACUAAAUUAAAUCCGUAUGAUACCGUUAAUGAGCUACCACAAGUUACACAAGGACAUAAGCGUGUUCCUAGUAGUGCCUUUUCAACCGUGUCUGAACGAGAGGAUAUAUCUUUGAGUCGCGAAGUGCCAACUAGCCCUGUGACUUCAGCUGGGUCUACUUUUGGUAAAUUGUCAUCUCAAACACCAACUGAAAAUGGCGAAGCCGUUCCAACUGUGUUGGUAACUGCACCAGAAGGAACAGCAACUGAGCCAGACGCUUCACAUAAUAUAAGUGGUAUGCUAAAUAUGUCAAGCCAAGAAGACAAUUCCGAUUCUUCUGACGAUGAGAAUUAUGAUGGUGGCGAUAUUGACGUUAACGCUGACGAAGAUCUUAAAAUUCAGUAUGGUCCUUAUUCCGAAAAAUUAUACAUGUUAGAAAGGACCAUUACAAUGGAGCUAGCAUCCUUGACUGAACUUUUAAAGGAGAAGAAUUCAGGUACAGACACCUGGAAUACUGUCGAUAAUUCAUUGACCACAAUAGCGAAGUGCUUUAAAAACUUAAGUAAUUUAGCAUCACAGCGUGACCAAAAAUUAUUGAACAAACUAUCUAAACAACGUGAUGUAAAUAACGUUUGGAUUCAGUCAGUAAAGGAUUUGGAGCUAGAACUUAUUGAAAAGACAGAGAAAUUAGAGACUUUAGACAAAGAAAGGAAGCAUUUGAAGAAAGUAUUGCAAAAUAAUUUACAAUUCUCAACUGACGGCAAUAAAGAUGUUGUUGUGGAGGAUCAAGAUAAGGACUCAAAGGAAACAAACACAGCUUUACAAGAAGUUGCAAAUUACAUAAAUGCUACAGAAGAUAUCGAUGAGGGUUCCGAUGGUGACGAAUUCUUUGAUGCUGAAGAUGUCGGAGAAGAUACUGGUGUAUCAUCAGUUGAGGGCGAGAAUUUCGAGGGUGACUUAUCAUCAGGCACCACUGUUACUCAAAACUCAACUUCGAUUGUUGAUACCGAAGAAAUUGAAGAAAUUGAAGAGGUCUAUACAGAAUUGGGCGAAGUUUCAAGCAAGAAAUAUUCUUCGAUGAACCUUGUUACAAGUUUCCAAAAGGAGAAAGAGCAAAUGUUGUUGACAGAAGGAUCAUUUUUAGGUUAUGAAGACGGUAUUAGACAAAAAUUAGGAUUGAGUUCGGAUGAGAGGCCAGCUGUGAGUCUAUGGUCUGUGCUGAAGUCAAUGGUCGGUAAAGAUAUAACUAAGAUUGCAUUACCUGUUUCAUUUAAUGAACCUUCUUCGAUGUUACAAAGAGUUUCAGAAGAUAUCGAAUAUUCUGAAUUAAUUGAUCAAGCUGCAACUUUUGAGGAUUCAACAUUGAGAAUGUUAUACAUAUCGGUAUUCUCAUUCACACCAUACUCCUCCACAAUUAAGAGAGUAGCCAAGCCAUUCAAUCCUUUACUUGGUGAAACUUUUGAAUAUUGCAGACCUGAUAAGCAUUUUAGAUACUUUGCCGAACAAGUGGUUCACCAUCCUACUAUUUCCGCGUUCCAUGCUGAAUCUCCUAAAUGGGACUUCUGGGGUGCUUUAAACGUUGUAUCUAAUUUCAAUGGUAGAACUUUUGCAUUCAAACAAUUAGAUUACUGGCAUUUGAAAAUGAGACCAGAUUCUGGUGAAGAAGAAGAACUUUACACUUGGAAGAAGCCUGACAAUAACUUGGUUGGUAUUUUAGUUGGUAGUCCAGAAGUUGAUUGUAGUGGUGAUGUCACCAUUAAGAACCACACUACAGGUGACUAUUGUAUAGUCCACUUUAAACCUAGAGGCUGGAGAGCAUCUAGUGCCUACGAAGUCAGAGGUGAAGUUUACAACAAGGAUGAUGAAAAGAAAUGGGUGUUUGGUGGUCACUGGAAUGAUAAUUGUUUUGCCAAGAAAGUUACCUCUAAUAGCAGUGAUGAAUUUGCAACAUUAGAGAAGCCUAAGAAUACACCUAAUGCUAUUCCAUCUGAUUCUAGUUUCAAUGUUUACCCACCUAAAUUUGACGGAUCUAAGUUUAUGGUAUGGAGAGCCAAUAAAAGACCAGAAGGACCAUUCAACUUGACAUCAUAUGCAAUUACACUGAAUGCUCCACAACCUAAAUUAUUACCGUGGUUAGUUCCAACAGACACCAGAUUAAGACCUGAUCAAAGAGCUAUGGAAGAUGGUGCCUAUGACCUCGCAGCUGAUGAAAAACACAGACUAGAAGUGAAACAGAGAGCUGCAAGGAAGGAAAGAGACGAGGAAAAUAUUGAGUACAUUCCUAAAUGGUUCGUCCAAGAGAUGAAUCCAGUAACUCAAGAAAUGCACUGGAGAUUCAAAGGUGAUUACUGGACACAGAGAAAAAACAAAACCUUUACAGAUAUUCCCGACAUUUUUUAG